Messenger RNA from Onychostoma macrolepis, 4320 nucleotides. It is a transcript of the gene pla2g4ab, whose product is annotated as phospholipase A2, group IVAb (cytosolic, calcium-dependent). Gene Ontology annotation, molecular function: calcium-dependent phospholipid binding; calcium ion binding. Lineage: Eukaryota; Metazoa; Chordata; Actinopteri; Cypriniformes; Cyprinidae. Gene Ontology annotation, cellular component: Golgi apparatus; nucleus; cytosol. The record is from RefSeq and is a predicted model, not a curated record. Gene Ontology annotation, biological process: glycerophospholipid catabolic process. Bases 418 to 2610 code for a protein of 730 amino acids. The transcript has 19 exons.
GUAUGUAUAUGUAUCAUAUAUUGACCGUUAAUGAGAGUUUCGAGGAACUAUCUUAUUGAUUUGGUUUGUCUUAAUGUGUUUUUGUCGUGUCUACGUGACCAUGUCCAUUCUGCAGUGAAGAGAACGCGCUCUGGCUCAGUGUGAAAAUUACACGCACUGAUGAGUAUCAAAAGCGUCAGUGCAUCACUCAAGGUCCAGUCAGGUCAACGACUGCUGUUCCAUCUGUAAAGCCUAUCACUAUUCCUUCCUUACUCAUACACAACACGCACACACACUUGCAUCAAUGCCCUGCUCAUUUGGUUCUUAGUGUAAGUGCAUUUAGAUAUCCAGUGGCAUAGACACCUUCUCUGGGAGCAAAGUUCUUUGAGGAAUUCUGGAUAACUGGCCAGUUUUGUCUAAUUUAAUGGUGAAGGCACCAUGUCUUUCACAGAUCAUCACAUCUUUGUUGAACAGCAAAUCUCACACAAACUCAUAGUGAAAGUGUUGCGAGCUGAAAAUGUCACCAAGGGACCUCUUGGAGACCUGUUGGAUACCCCUGACCCAUAUGUGGAGUUGUUCAUCCCCACUUCCCCAGAGAGCAGAAAGAAAACACGACAUAUAGACAACAACAUCAAUCCAGAGUGGAAUGAGACAUUUGAAUUCAUCCUCGACCCCAACCAAAACGACGUGCUUAAGCUGACAUUAAUGGAUGCUAACUAUGUUGUGGACGAAAUGUUGGGUAUGGCUUCAUAUGACAUCUCUAAACUUGAAGUUGGACAAACAGUACUGGUGUCAUUUCUUAUAGGAAAAAUGACCAAAGUAUACUUGGAGCUUUCCUUGGAGGAGUGCUCAGCAAUAGAUCUGAGAUUCAAUCUGGAUCUGUGCCCUAAAGAAAAGCUAUAUAGACAACACCGGCACGACAGAGUCAUGCUGGGCAUCAAGAAAUUGUUGCACAUGGAGGAACCUUCCUCCCUCCCUUCCUCUCCUCAUGAGGUUCCAGUGAUUGCUGUGCUGGGCUCAGGGGGAGGUUUCAGGGCAAUGGUUGGGUUUUCAGGGGUUAUGAAGGCUUUGUAUGAGUCUGGAGUUCUGGACUGUGUCACAUAUAUCGCUGGCCUAUCUGGAUCCACUUGGUACAUGUCCGCUUUGUACUCCCACCCAGAGUUCCCCACUAAGGGUCCAGCGCAGAUUAACCAGGAGCUGAAGAAUCGUGUGAGCAGUAACCCUCUCCGACUACUCCUUCCCAAACACAUCACUAACUACGUACAUGCCCUCUGGAGCAAGAAGGCCACAGGGCAGCCUGUUACCUUUACAGAUAUCUUCGGGAUGUUGAUAGGCGAGACGCUCAUUCCCUCUAGGAUGGACACCAAGUUGAGUGAGUUGCAGGAAAAGAUAAAUGAAGCACAGGCUCCUCUACCCUUGUUCACCUGCCUGCAUGUAAAACCAGAUGUCUCUGAGCUUAAGUUUGCAGAUUGGGUGGAGUUCAGUCCGUAUGAGAUCGGAAUGGCUAAAUAUGGAACCUUCAUGACCCCUGACCUUUUUGGAAGCAAGUUCUUCAGGGGUAAUGUGGUCAAGAAGCAUGAAGAGAACCCUCUUCACUUCCUCAUGGGUGUGUGGGGCAGUGCCUUCUCCAUCCUGUUCAACAGAAUUUUGGGAUUCAAUGAUGUGCCCAACGGCAGUACCAUGGAGGAAGAACUAGAACAGAUCAAACCGGAACACAUUGUUGGAGAAGAUAGUCUAGAUAAUGAUGAAGACUCGCAUAAAGAGGACGAAUAUAAGGCCAGCUGGAUGCAGCGCAUGGCUAGCUCUCUCUUCAGUGACUCAGUUCUUUUUAAAACAAGAGAAGGCAGAGCAGGAAAAGUACACAACUUCAUGUUGGGCUUAAACCUCAACAAUGAUGUGCCAUUUUCCACUUUCACUGAGACCGCCAGUCCCAUGGAGGAUGAGGUUGAUGCAGUCACAGACCCAUUUGAGUUUGACCGUAUCUAUGAGCCGUUAGACGUAAAGAGCAAGAAAAUUCACGUGGUGGACAGUGGCUUGACCUUUAACCUGCCUUAUCCACUGAUUCUAAGACCUCAGAGAGGUGUUGACCUCAUUAUCUCCUUCGACUUUUCUGCCCGACCGAGUGACUCUAGUCCUCCAUUUAAGGAACUUCUGCUAGCUGAGAAAUGGGCACGAAUGAACAAACUUCCAUUUCCCAAGAUCGACCCAAAGGUGUUUGAUCGGGAGGGGAUGAAGGAGUGUUAUGUAUUUAAGCCCAAACAAGGAGAAAAGAACUGCCCUACUAUUAUCCAUUUUGUCAUGGUCAAUAUUGAAUUCAGGACGUUCAAAGCUCCAGGUGUUCCACGUCAGACGGACAAAGAGAGAGAAUUUGCAGACUUUGACAUCUUUGAUGACCCAGAGACACCCUACUCAACCUUCAAUUUUCAAUAUUCCAAUCAAGCCUUCACCCAGCUACAUGAUCUUAUGGAAUUCAACACGCUUAACAACAUAGCGGUCAUCAAAGAAGGGAUAAAGGACAGUAUCUUGUAUAGGAAGGAGACUCCAUCUCGCUGCUCUGCCUCUCUUUCUCUCAGUCAAGUACAAAACAAAAAACACCUGAAGAGGGUGUCCAAAGGACAAGCAUGCCAAUAAGUAUGCAGAGUAUGAUGGCAUUCUAGCCACAGGAAGUUUACAGAUGUCACACAUCUUAUCAUGGAAACACUUUUUUUUCAACUGAAAACCAACUCCACAAACUGUGAAACCAGAUGAUCUGGUUUGGUUCCCAGAACAUUCUCAUGUAGCCUUUUAAUAAUAAAAAGAGAAGUGGUGAGUGACAAUGAAAUUACCAUUUACAGUCUAAUUGUUGACAUUAGGUUGUGCAAGUGAAUUAGUUUUUCUAGAAAUUUCUGUGUUAACUUCUAUUAAGAUACAUAAUGUCUAUUUAAAGUGCAGCGAGAUUUACUUGUCGUUAGUUCACCCAAAAAGACAUUUUUGUUAUCAUUUACUCACCCUUAUGUAGUACUUUUUCUAAUUCUUCUGCGGAGCAUAAAAAAAUAUUUUGAAGGCCAUUGGGGUCCAAAAAACAUUGAUCUGCAUUGUAUAGACAAACAAACACUUUUCUAAACAUAUUCUUUGAUGCUCUACAAAAGUCAGGUUUGGAACAACAUGUGGGUGAGCAAAUGACAACAGAAGUUUUAUUUUUGGUUGAACUGUCCUAUUCAAUAUAAAAUUAUCCUUUGAUAAUAAUCAAAUCAAUCCCAAGGAUGUGACCAAAAGCACCUUUGGGCUUUUGGUGUGCUUGUUUAUGUUUUUGGCAACUGCUAAAACAACAUCAUAUGAGUCCUGAUUUAUGUUUUAUGAACUGAGGGAGUGCCUCAACAAAAGAGCACAAAACACCUGUACCUGAGGUACAAAACAAAACAUGAAACCAUGGCAAUGUCACCGCUAUCCUGCUUUAGUCAGUUGAACGGGUGUUUAUUUUAAGUUAUUGCUUAGAUGCAAAGAGAGUUUUUAUUUUGAGCUGUGUCAUUUCCCUUUACCCUUAACCACUAUUGUCCAUUAGUAUCUGAGUGAAAGGGAAAAGAAAAGUAGUUAAUCCUCAAACCAACACUUCGAUAUCAGGAUGACAUUAUGCACCUUUUUCACACAGUACAAUGGUAGAUCAUGACACUGAUUUCAUAAAAUUGACUCCACUAUACCUGCUGCACUGUGAAGUUGGUAGAUGAUAUAAACUCAUGGAACAGGAAUGGCGGUUUAAGAUGUAAAUGUCCUGCUCUGUCUUACUAUAGUGUAUUUGAACCUUUUUGCCCCUUUUUUGGGAUUAUCUUGGGAUUUAUUGACAAGGUAAUCAGCAGUUUGUACAUGAAGACUCACUAAGUAGUCAUUUAGUAUUUAUUUGUAUAACCAUGAAUUCUUAUGUUAAAAGUGUAUGUUUUAUUACAACGCAUUUGGUAUGCAUUGUUUACACUUAAUAUAACAUCUUAAGAUGGUGAUGGAAUAAUAAAUCAGGCUUUAAAUAUAUGAACAAUUUUAUUAUUUUAUUUUUUUUGUCCUUAUAUUGCAUUUCAAUAUCACAUUAGCCAAAACCAACAUGUUUUGAGACAACAUACCUUUGCAAAGGGUUAAGGCAUUAUUAUGUCCUAUACAAGAGGAUGUGUUUUUAGUUACAUUUUAAGCUAUAUGUUAGAAAAACAUCUGAAUACUUCAGCAGAUUCACAUAUUCUCAGCACUGAUCUACUUUAGUCCCAUCUUUCAUGAUCACUUAAAAUCAUUCAAAACAUACCAUAGUAGUAAUAUUAAUGUUCCAAUACGUAUAUGGGCCAUUCUACAGAAUUGGUUCAAAGUCAGAUUUGGAAAAAGUUU